AUGCUGAACAAAGCACCAAGAAUUAAACCAACAGUUAAAUCAAAAAUGAAGGGUCACGUUAACGUGAGACAGGCGUCCGAAGCAAUGAUGGAGCUUCUCACUUUGCUUUUCCUCAAGAAUUUAGCACAAGAGGCCAGAACCAAAGCGUUUGAGGACAAAUCAGCAACUAUACGAGCUCAUCAUGUAAAAGCAGUCGCCAAAAAAGUGCUGAAAAAUGCCAGAGGAUGA
Molecule: messenger RNA, 228 nt
Organism: Nerophis lumbriciformis (worm pipefish)
Lineage: Eukaryota; Metazoa; Chordata; Actinopteri; Syngnathiformes; Syngnathidae
Source: RefSeq, a predicted model, not a curated record